AUGAAGGACUCAACGUUUGAAAAUCGCCUUUUUAUCAAUGGGGAGUUCGUGCCGAGCCAGAAAGGCAAGACUUUCGAACUUAUCAACCCUGCAACGACGAAGGUAUUAGGCUCAGUCUACGAAGCAGACAUCGAAGAUGUGGACGUAGCGGUCGCAGCUGGAAAAGCGGCUUUUGGCUUCUGGUCGGAACUGCCAGCCUUCGAGCGCUCUCGGUGGCUCCAUCGUCUCGUCGACAAAGUCGAGCAAAAUAUGCAAGAGAUAUCUCGUCUCGAAGCGCUUACGAUGGGAAAACCCGUCCACAAUGACAUUUCUAUACUUAUAGGGAUCCAAGUUCUACGAUACUUUGCCAGUAGGCCAAGUGAUAUUCAAGGAGAAACAUCCCUCAGUGACCCAGGGUUAGUGGGAAUGACACUCAGACAGCCGUAUGGAGUCGUAGGUGCAAUUAUCCCCUGGAAUACCCCCUUUAGCAUGCUCUGUCUAAAGGUUGGCCCGGCACUCGCUGCUGGUAAUACGAUGGUUCUAAAGACUUCGGAGAAGAGCCCUGUCUCGAGCUUAAUUGUUGGCCAAUGCAUGAAAGAGAUUGGCUUUCCUCCGGGCGUCCUUAACAUCCUCAGCGGUUUUGGUAGGCCCUGCGGGGAGGCUAUAGCGAAGCAUAUGGAGAUACGUAAACUGGCAUUUACUGGAUCAACGGCAACCGGCAGGGCUAUCAAAAAAGCAGCGGCAGAAAGUAACCUGAAGACAGUGACGCUCGAAUUAGGCGGCAAGUCGCCUCUCAUUGUGUUUGCUGAUGCAGACAUUCAAAAGGCCGCAGAGGCCGCGGCCGCUAGCAUUCUCGUUGUCUCUGGCCAGACCUGCAUGGCCAGUUCGCGGGUGUACGUGGAAGAGUCGAUAGCAAACCAAUUCGUGGAGCUGAUGAAGCUAGAAAUGUCCAGAAUAGGCGCCAGCGCUAACCCGUUAACAUCGGGAACUCUCCGAGGCCCACAGGCCGACCGCGCACAGUAUGAUCGUGUCAUGAGCUUUCUUGAUUUGGCGCGAGCACAAGACGUAAAGACCUUACUAGGCGGAGAUCGAGAGAACAAGGACGGCUACUAUAUCCAACCCACUAUGCUUUUCCAGGUACCAGAGGAUAGUAAACUAGUCAAGGAGGAGAUCUUCGGCCCUGUCGUAUGUGUCAAUACCUUCACCAAUGAAGCAGAUGCCAUUGGAAGAGCGAACGACACCGAAUAUGGCCUUUAUGGCAGUUUUUUCACCAAAGAUAUGUCUCGAGCGCUCAGACUAAGUAAGAAAAUUGAAGCUGGAACUGUGGGCGUCAACAUUGCAAGCCCGAAUGUUAUGCUCGACAUGCCAUUCGGGGGAUGGAAACAGAGUGGCGAAGGCAGAGAACUCGGCAAACACUCCCUCGACAGCUGGACAGAAUUGAAGACCGUGCUGAUGAAGUUGUAG
Messenger RNA from Exophiala aquamarina CBS 119918, 1443 nucleotides. RefSeq lists its product as uncharacterized. NCBI's taxonomy places the organism in Eukaryota, Fungi, Ascomycota, Eurotiomycetes, Chaetothyriales, Herpotrichiellaceae. The coding region runs from base 1 to 1443 and encodes 480 amino acids. The transcript is spliced from 3 exons. Gene Ontology annotation, molecular function: aldehyde dehydrogenase (NAD+) activity. The record is from RefSeq and is a predicted model, not a curated record.